AUGUUGAGCCGGCUGCUGCUACUGCUGGCAGGGGCCGCUGCUGCGACUGCGGCGGCUGCGGAGGGCCCACACGAGGCUGCGGACACGGAAGUCACUCGCCGCUACUGCUACUGUCACGACAAAGACGACAGGUUCAACAGUACCUACCAGACCUGCGUCCUCAGGCAGGGAGCGGAUGCUGGGCUCACUUGUACAUCAGAGAAUUUGCCAUUCCUAACUGUCUACGACUAUUACGCCACUGGAGUGCGGGGUCUCCUCAGGACGCACAACAUGAAACUGGGAUACAACUUGGGGCAAGUGGUCUGCGACCAGGAUGGCGGAAGAAUAGUUGUGCCGGAGACUAGCGAGGGUUACAAAAGCCUGAACAGAAUGAGUUCACAUAGGAAGCUGUAUAACUUUUUCAUAGGCGCAACGGAUCGGAGAGUGGAGGGUCGUUUCGUCGACGAUACAGGACUCCCACUACCAUCGCAUGCCCCUUGGAAGCCUCAAAUGCCAGACAACAAUUUCGACGAGGACUGCAUCGAAAUGAAGGAGUCUGGUAAACUGAACGACAUCAGUUGUUACACCCAAUAUGAGGAUGUCGUAUGUGAACGGCACAUGAGGGAAAUUCCCGCGGGCUACUUGUGGGUCUGGACUGCUCGGCGUUUCUGCAAGCUUUACACGGAACAGUUAUCCCAUGCGGCUGCAAGGAAGAGGUGUGAGGUGGAUCAAGCAACGCUUCUGGCCCCCGAAACUUAUGACCUAGUGGUUUUCAUUGUCGAGAAAAUAAAGCCAAAGAAUUCCUUCUGGGUAGACUUCUCUGAUGAAGAAGUCGAAGGACAGUUUGUCUCCAGCCAAGGGAAGCUUAUGGAAGACUUGGACUUCAAUCACUGGCACGGCCAGGAACCAAAUGGUGACGUCAAAGAGAACUGCGUCGCUAUGAGAGCAACUGGAGAUUACGUCGACGAAGACUGUGCACGAACCUUGAACUUUAUAUGUGAAAUAAAGAACUUCUAGAAGGCCACCCUGACUGCCUGGCUCACUCUGUGUUACCCAUGCUCGCGCUACAGGGGCUUAGUUUCAUCUUGACGGCGCAUUGACGACAUGCAUUGCCAGAACUACCCUGUGAAAGAUGUAAUGUCCGUCAAAAUGAAAUAGUAUAUAACAUAUAUUCGUUGUUAUUUCAAUGAAUAAAUAAUGGUAAUGGAAAAUCUUUGUUUUGAGUAUUUGAUUAUGAAUAA
Molecule: messenger RNA, 1220 nt
Organism: Schistocerca gregaria
Lineage: Eukaryota; Metazoa; Arthropoda; Insecta; Orthoptera; Acrididae
Product: C-type mannose receptor 2-like
Exons: 5
Coding region: 1-996 (331 amino acids)
Source: RefSeq, a predicted model, not a curated record